Messenger RNA from Epithele typhae, 1914 nucleotides. RefSeq lists its product as uncharacterized. Lineage: Eukaryota; Fungi; Basidiomycota; Agaricomycetes; Polyporales; Epitheliaceae. The transcript has 7 exons. The record is from RefSeq and is a predicted model, not a curated record. The coding region runs from base 1 to 1914 and encodes 637 amino acids.
AUGUCUCAAUAUCACCUCUUCUCUCUUCCUCCUGAACUGCUCGAUACUCUCGUUCUCCGCAACGCCCUCGGCCAUGCUCCGGAACCGGCCCUGGAGUCUCGUCCUUCUACCCCUCCCCCCAUCACCUCUGCGCAACCUUCCACUGGAUCGCGUGCUUGCAAUGUUUGCCUCGGCGCAAAGUUUGCAGAUGUCGAUGACCAACGAGCCCACUUCCGCUCAGACUGGCAUCGAUACAAUGUCAAGGUUCGACUCACUGGGGGCGAACCCGUCUCCGAGUUCCAGUUCACCCAACUCGUCGACGGCCUUGAGGACUCCCUCUCAGGUUCUGCGUCCUCUUCGGAGAGCGACACUGACGAAUCUGAUGCCGUAUCCGCCCUCGUAUACAAGACUCGUCGAAAGGACCGACCAUCAUCUCCGAGUGUCGGGGGUCCAUCCAUCCCACAAAUGCCGCUGGUCUGGUUCCACUCCCCUCCCGCGACCCAAAUUGGUGUCUACAGGACAAUAUUCUCUACUAUCGUCUCACCACAAGAUUACCUCGAGGAACUCGAGAGUCUGCAGGACGGGGGUGAACACGGGCGAACUUGGGCAUUGUUCAUGACUGCUGGUGGCCACUUCGCUGGUGCCAUUGUUCGCGUCAAACGCCCAGACGGCGAUGACCCAGCCGAGCUCACCAAGAAGGGGAAACCUAAACGACCUAAGCCGGACGUCGAAAUCCUCAAGCACAAGACAUUCCAUCGCUACACUACCCGUAGAAAACAGGGUGGAUCUCAGGGCCUGAACGACAACUCGAAGAGCAAAGCCAUAAGUGCUGGUGCGAUGCUUCGUAGAUAUGGCGAGCAGGCGCUGCGUGAUGAUAUCCGAAAGCUACUAGAAGAUUGGGCUGAGGAUCUCCAUGAGUGCGAAAGAAUCUGGCUCCGCGCGAGCGUCUCUAACAGACGUAUAUUUCUGGACUAUGACGAUGCUGUGAUCAAGAAGGGUGACGUACGGCUGCGCUCCUUCCCCUUCCCGACUCGACGACCAACUCAAGCAGAGCUUACCCGUUGCUUGAACGAGCUCGUCCGAGUCAAAGUGUCCCAUCUCACCGAAGAUGCUCUCCGCGCGCAGGACGAGGCUCUACUUGCCUCACUCCCCAAACCCAAGCCGCAACCUGCCCCACCCACUCAACCCGACGCCACAAAACUGAAGGAAAAGCCCGUCAUUCCUCAGUUGUCGGCGGAAGAGGAGCGCAUUAGAGACAGAUGGACGCGUCUCCUCGACAUGGUCAAGCGCGGCCGUCUGGACGCCCUUAGGAGCUUCUGGGAACGCGAAGGCGCCGACCUUGGAGGCGUCGACACUUCCGUCCCUGGCUGGGCCGACGAGCGUGGCGGUACUGUCCUGCAAGCUGCGACCCUCGCCGGCCAGGAAGACGUCACCGCCUCGACUGCUCUCGACGAGGAGCCCGUGGCCGACGAGGAUCCGGAGACCGCCCGCCUCCCUCGUGGCAAGCGGCGUACCGCGUACGACCUCGCGAAGACGAAGGAGAUGCGCAACCUCUACCGGCGCUGCGCGGCAGAGCACCCUGAUUGGUGGGACUGGCUCGGGUCCGAGAACGGCGCGCGGAUACCGAGCGUCUUGAGCACGGAGAUGAAGGAGGUGCAGGACGAGAAGAAGAAGGCGCGGAGGAAGGGAUUGAAGGACAAGGUGAAGGAGAGGGAAAAGGAAAGGGCUUCCGCCUCUCCAACACCGCCGCCAGUUGCGGCCGUCAAACCCGUCAAGGAGGAGCCUCAGAGUGGUCCUAGAAAGCUCGGAGGGGCCGCAGGGGCGGCGGAAGGGGUGGCGGGACUGACGCCAGAGAUGCGGGCCAAGAUUGAGCGCGAGAGACGAGCGCGAGCGGCCGAGGCCCGCAUGAAAGCACUCGGAGGUGGACGUCCAUGA